Molecule: messenger RNA, 675 nt
Organism: Strongyloides ratti
Lineage: Eukaryota; Metazoa; Nematoda; Chromadorea; Rhabditida; Strongyloididae
Product: EF-hand domain and EF-hand domain pair-containing protein
Exons: 4
Coding region: 1-675 (224 amino acids)
Molecular function (GO): calcium ion binding
Source: RefSeq, a predicted model, not a curated record
AUGGCGCAACAUUUUCAAAGAAGGAAAGCUAUUGUUUCUCCAAAUGAACAUUUGAAGAUGAAAAAUUUAUUAGAUAUUCAUUCAGAUAUUGUUCAAGCUUUAGACCAACAACUUAGACGCCCUGUUAGUUUAAAUAAAUUAGUUAAUGAAAGCAAAUUUACAAAAAGUGAAGUAAAAGCUAUUUAUAGAGCAUUUAAGGAAGCUUCACCAAAUGCUUUAGUUAAACGUGAUAUAAUAAGAGAAGCUUUUGUUGAAUUAUUUCCUAAAGGUGAUACAGAACAUUAUGCUGAUAUGGUAUUUAAUACAUUUGAUCUUGAUCAUACGGGAAUGAUAACUUUUGAAGAAUUUAUUAAAAGUAUGUCAACAUUAUGUAGAGGUACAUUAAAAGAAAAAAUAGAUUGGAUUUAUAAGAUGUAUGAUCCUCGUAAUACAGGAGUUAUAAGUUGGGAACGUUUAUUUUUUGUAAUAACAGCAAUGGAUGAUUUGAUUGGAUAUGAUGCUAGGCCUAUAAAAACACGUGAACAAAAAAUAAAUCAUACUAAUGAAAUAUUUAAUAAAUUUGAUCCUAAUAAUACAGGAUUAAUAACUAAAGAACAGUUUACAAAACUUUGUCUUAAUGAUCCUAAUAUUUUAAAUUCAAUAAGUCAUUUAUAUACAAUUUUGCCUACAGCUUAA